AAAUUUCGCCAAAUGAACUGAUUACCGUUUUAUUGUGAUUAUUGCCAUUGGCAAAUGAACGAAUUUCUCGGUCGCCGUCGUUGCGUUGUUGGUUGUUUGUUUUUGUGCCGGACUCGGCCAAGUAGUAUUAUUCGGUGAUACGGUCCGAGUGGAGGUUCCCGGCUUCUGCUCUCUGUUUAAAUCAAAUUCCCCCGGAAAGAAACUGACCUUUGAUCGUUUGGAUUGAGCUGUCGAACUAAAAAUGACGGAUUGCUCACUGUGCCAGUAUGUCGAACUUUUCGUCAAAUAUUACCUCUACGCAUGGGCGGCUGGACUGGGGUUGUGGUUCCUGUUGAUCUUGGCCUCGAAAGUGGGAAGCGAUGGAAACAAGCUAAGAUAUUACGCCAAGUACGGCAUGAUUUACUGCGCAACGCAGGCCUUCACCACGCUGUUUGCACCUUUUUCGCUGCUGAGGCCGCGGAAUCCCGCCAACGCUGGUAUAAUUUGUGCAGUGGCAUCGAAAGCUUCAAGCCUGCUGCCCAUCACCUGGGAACUUCGAAAUGCCCGAAUUCUGAGGGAAGCGGAAGGGGCGGUCGUGAUGGCCAACCACCAGUCGUCGAUGGAUAUUUUGGGUCUUGAAAUCCUGUGGAGCACCAUGCGCAACGUGAUCUCCAUCGCCAAGAAGGAAAUGCUGUUCAUCAUCCCCUUCGGUCCCGCGGCAUGGCUGGCCGGCAUCACCUUCAUCAACCGCAAGAACCGCCCAUCGGCGAUGAAAACCCUCGAUGGCUGCAAGCGCAAAAUGGUCGAGCAGGGCUUCAAGAUGUACAUCUACCCGGAGGGUACUCGGUAUCCGGAACGGGGUAUGCUUCCCUUCAAGAAGGGUGGCUUCCACACGGCCAUCGAAGCGGGGGUCCCUAUCAUUCCGGUUGUAUUCUCGCACAUUUACUUCAUUGAUGCCAAAAAGUAUAGCUUUAAGCCUGGUCAUGUGAUCAUGAACGUUUUGGAACCGAUUCCGACCAAGGGCCUAACCAAGGACAAUCUGGAUGAGCUGAUAAAGCGAACUCGGGACGCAAUGUUGGCCGAGUACGAGAAGCUUACGGCCGAAAUGGAUGCCAACUUGGCUGAUCCCAAGUGGGUGCGGGCCAGUCGGCCACGGUUUGUUUCGUACGAUGGUAAGAAAACGAAUUAGGAAUGAUUUGUUGAGUUCAGGAUACCGGAAUUUAUCCAAAAUAAAGGUAUUGAUUCAUGAUUCGCGUGUAAUUUG
Molecule: messenger RNA, 1243 nt
Organism: Aedes albopictus (Asian tiger mosquito)
Lineage: Eukaryota; Metazoa; Arthropoda; Insecta; Diptera; Culicidae
Product: 1-acyl-sn-glycerol-3-phosphate acyltransferase-like
Exons: 4
Coding region: 242-1168 (308 amino acids)
Biological process (GO): phosphatidic acid biosynthetic process
Cellular component (GO): endoplasmic reticulum; membrane
Molecular function (GO): 1-acylglycerol-3-phosphate O-acyltransferase activity
Source: RefSeq, a predicted model, not a curated record